UCUCCUCCACAACAACAACAACGAAAGGCCAUAUUAGCUAUCAAUCUUAGGACUUUGUCAAACUCCAUUCUUUUUCCCUUUUCCAUCUUAUUAUUCCCCAUCACUUUCUCUGCAUCGAUCCAUCUUCUCCAUAAUCCUUUUUUCUUUUUCUUUUUUUUUUUUUGUGGGUAAAUUCCCAUUUCCUUUCUCUUCUUUUUCGCAACUCCUCAACUUAAUUAUUAUCAUGGCUUCUCAUGAUAAACCAAUACAUGUACACCACUGGCUUUUGAUUGUCCAUGUGAUGGUAUCUGCCAUGGCGGUGUCCAUAUCCGCGGAUACAGAUGCCGAUGUUCUCUUGCAGUUCACGAAGCAUCUUCAAUCAAGCGGCAAUGCCUUCGAUAACUGGAACACUUCCAACCCUUUGUGCAGCUGGUCCGGUGUGAUUUGCCUCAACGGCAGCUUCCACGGAUUGAAGCUCGAGAACAAGGGACUCACCGGAAUCAUAGACAUAGAAACGCUAACGAAGUUAUCGGUUCUACGUAGCUUCAGCGUCAUGAAUAACAGCUUUCGAGGUCCCAUACCUGAAGUGAAGAAACUUCGCGGUUUAAGAUCACUGUUCUUGUCUCAUAAUGAGUUUGCUGGUGAACUUAGGGAUGAUGUAUUCAAAGGCAUGAAGUAUUUGAAGAAAGUUCAUUUGGCUAGGAAUGGGUUUAAAGGGAAGGUUCCAAAGUCACUUGCUGGAUUGAGUAGAAUAAUGGAGUUGGACCUUAGCGAUAACCAGUUUGAAGGUAAAAUACCAAAGUUUCGGGUGACUAACGAUUGGAAGGUGAUGAAUGUGUCUUAUAAUCGAUUCGAAGGUCGAAUUCCAGCGAGUCUAAGCAACGCUGAUCCAAGUGCAUUUGCAGGCAACAUAUAUUUAUGUGGGAAGCCACUUGGGCCAUGCAAGUCCAGCUCAAACAAGCGCACCAUUAUAAUCGCCGUGAUCGUUUCAGUAGCAGCCAUCUUAGCCAUCAUCGUCAUCUUUCUCUUCCUCCGAACCCGCAAAUCUCCGACCUCAAAAUCCAAACUCUCCGACCAGACAAAACCCACCAAAGCUUUCGGUACCAACGGAAAGGAGGACCGACCAUCGGUAUCAUCGGAUGACUACGUUAAGUACAAUAGGGGCACUGAAAAUGGGACAUUGCACCUUGUCAAGCACGACAGAGAGAAGUUCGAGUUAGAUGAACUGCUCAGAGCUUCCGCUGAGGUUCUGGGCAGUGGGAGUUUCGGAUCCUCAUACAAGGCUGUUCUCCUGGGUGGACCUGCCAUGGUGGUGAAGAGGUUUAGGCAUAUGAACAAUGUUGGGAAGGAUGAGUUUCAGAAGCAUAUGGAAAGGCUUGGAAAGUUGUCGCAUCCAAAUCUUCACCCUCUUAUUGCUUUCUAUUACAGAAAAGAAGAAAAGCUUUUGGUUUCAGACUUUGUUGAAAAUGGAAGCUUGGCUAGUCAUCUCCAUGGGAAAAGAGCUCCUGGGCAGGCUGGGCUUGACUGGCCAACUCGGCUGAACAUAAUCAAAGGAGUAGCAAGAGGAUUAGCUUAUCUGUACAAGGAAUUUCCCAAUCAAACCCUACCCCAUGGCCAUCUAAAAUCCUCCAACAUUCUUCUAGACCACAACUUCAACCCCAUCAUUACAGAGUACGGACUCGUCCCUGUGAUCAACAAAGACCAUGCCCAACAAUUCAUGGCGGUCUAUAAAUCCCCAGAGUUUUCUCAAUACGACAAAAUCACGAGCAAGAGUGAUGUUUGGAGUCUGGGAAUCCUGAUUCUUGAGCUUUUGACGGGAAAAUUCCCCGCGAAUUAUCUGAAAGCAGGGAAGAGAGAGAACUCGGAUUUGGCAACGUGGGUCAACUCGGUUGUGAGAGAGGAGUGGACGGGUGAGGUGUUUGAUAAGGAUAUGAAGGGGACGAAGAACGGGGAAGGUGAGAUGCUGAAGCUGUUGAAGAUAGGACUGUGUUGCUGCGAAGCGAGUGUGGAGAGGAGGUGGGUAUGGAAAGCGGCUGUGGAGAAGAUUGAAGAGUUGAAGGAGAGAGAGAGCGAGGAGGAUUAUUCUUCGUAUGCCAGUGAUUGGGAUGUUUACUCUUCCAGGGUUAUGACUGAAGAUGAAUUUUCUUUCUCCAUUGUUGGUUGAUGAUGCUGAUGAUGAUGUACAAUUAAUUCUCUGCCCCAAAAAAAAAAAAAAAAAAAAAAAGGAGAAGGUGAUGGAGAAAUUCUAUAAUGAACAGUGAAAAGUUUGAUCAGUUUGUUUGAUUUUUUAUUUAUUUUCAUUUGGUUUCAAUUGAGUAGGGAAGAAAGUAGAGGACAAAAAUUAAAGAAAGCUGUUGGCAUAAAAGAAUUUGGAAAUAAAAUGAAUAAGAAAAUAAUGAUUUUUUUUUUUUUUUGGGUGUUUUGUGUCUGCCAUUUUAUUUUUAUUACUAGUAUUUUUCUUUAUUUGCUUUCCAUUUUAUGGAAUAUGGGGUUGUAUAUUUAUGUUACCAUUAAUUAGAGAUACAAUGCAAAAGGCCGAUUAUCCUCAAUUCCAAAUGACAUUUUUUCUUCUUAAAAAAAAAAAAAAAAAACAAACAGAAGAAACAAAGAAAAAGAAAUAUUCUUCACCUAUAAAAAAUGUGUAUUUAAACAGACGAUUUACAUUUUAUAAUGGACGUUCAGAAAAAAAUAAUCAUGAUGAGGACUCAUUUCAGUUUGGGAGAGACAGUUCAGUGUACACAUAGACUCUGGGACCCACAUUUGUCAGUUUAGAGUUCAGUGUACCCAAAAAAAAAAAAAAGAAAAAAA
Messenger RNA from Ziziphus jujuba (common jujube), 2787 nucleotides. RefSeq names its product probable LRR receptor-like serine/threonine-protein kinase At4g31250. The transcript is spliced from 3 exons. NCBI's taxonomy places the organism in Eukaryota, Viridiplantae, Streptophyta, Magnoliopsida, Rosales, Rhamnaceae. The coding region runs from base 224 to 2143 and encodes 639 amino acids. The record is from RefSeq and is a predicted model, not a curated record. Gene Ontology annotation, biological process: protein phosphorylation. Gene Ontology annotation, molecular function: ATP binding; protein kinase activity; protein binding.